This is a messenger RNA of Paramecium tetraurelia, 1104 nucleotides long. RefSeq lists its product as uncharacterized. The transcript has 3 exons. NCBI's taxonomy places the organism in Eukaryota, Ciliophora, Oligohymenophorea, Peniculida, Parameciidae. The record is from RefSeq and is a predicted model, not a curated record.
AUGAGCAAUAAUUUCUUAUCCAAGAUAGACCUUCAACAAAGUUUGGCUUACAAAUAUUCUCAAUAAGACACCUACUUUUAUACAAAGUCUUUGAAUGAAUACAUCGAAAAUGCUAGAUUACCACAUGUGAUUAAUUUUCAUUAUGAGACUAAUUGUAAUGAGCAAAGUGAAUAUUUAAGAAGAACAUACGAUAUUCAUGAAAUCGCUACAAAACUCACAUUAUUAACUGAAUAUUAUAAAUACCAUAAUGAGAUUCCAAGAUGCUUCUUACUUAAGUUGGCUGACAUAAUGAGCAAGUAAAUAUAAGAGCUUAAUUAUUAUAGUUAUCACGAUAAGAAAAGGAGGAUUGAAUAUUUUAGAAUCAAGAGAAUGAUUGAAAAAGAGAACAAAUCAAAUCCAAAUUAACCUAAAAAGAAAAUCGUAGGAGAAGAACCAGAUGACACAGCUACAUAAAAAUCUGGGAGACAAUAUAGUAAUUUCUUGACUGAUAUUACUGAGGUCUCAAGGACAAUUGAUAAAAUACAAACUAAACUCAAUUCCAUUAAAUUAAAUGUGGGUGAUCUCUAAUUAAUGCCUUCAAAUCGAGAAUAAGAUUAAUUAGAUAAGUUUCUUAAAUAUCUUGAUGAAAAGAAAUAAAAAAAAAAGAUGCACAUCAUUUAAACUCCUAACUCAGUAUCUCUAAAAUUGCCCAUUGCAUUAUCAUAAAGAACAAUCAAGCAAGUCUUAUCAAGAAAGAUGAUUACACAAUAAUCUACAUAAAUUUCUUAAUAAACAAUCAAUACCAAUAAAUCAACCAAUAAAUCAACCAAAUAAUAAUCCCUAUAUUAAUAACCAUCUUAAUUUCAAUCUUCACCAAGAAUCAAUAUCAAGUCCCUACCAAAACAAAUAGGCUCGUUUACUCAAAGAACAGUCAAAGAAAACGCCUUAUCUAAGUUGUUAUCUCCUUUAUAAAUCCAGAUCUUUAAUACAAAUAGUUAACAUUCUAAUAAAUGCAAAACCAGUAUUUCAAUAUCUAAAUAAUUUAAAAUUACUGAUUCUGUAAAAUCUUCAAUAAGAUUGCAUUAACACACAAAAUCUGAUUUUAAAUUCUUUAAAAAAUUAUGA